AUGGCCGGCCGCGAGGCAGCGGAGAUCCAGGUGUCCGAGCUGGAGCUGCUCUCUAGCAUGUUCCCCUACGAGGAGGAGUUCGCUGUGACCGACCAGCUGGCCGUGGCAGAACUGAAGCACUACGUGGAGAGCCUGUCUGCGGAGGUGCCGGCUUCCAGAGCGCGGUUUGUGCUGAAUGUAAAGGCAGAAGGCCCCGGUGCCUCCAUGGUGGAGUUCUCUAUGUGCUGUGCUCUGCCAUUUAAAUACCCAGCUGUUCCACCAGAAAUCACUGUGAGGUCAUCACUACUAAACCGCUCUCAGCAGAUUCACCUGAACUCUGAUCUAAAAACAUACUUGCWGCAAAACUGCAGCGGUGAGCCUUGCAUGUUGAGUGCAAGGCAAUGGGUUAAAGAUCAUGCAGUUGCUUACAUUGACAGAGAGCUUUUAUCUUCCUCGGUGACGACAUCAGAUGCGGUGCAGGCAGAAGACAUCAUUUUCACUAGAUUAUGGAUCUACAGUCAUCAUAUCUACAACAAGCAAAAAAGAAAGAAUAUUAUUGAUUGGGCCAAGGAGCUCUCUCUCUCAGGGUUUUGCAUGCCUGGGAAACCAGGUGUUGUUUGUGUAGAAGGUCUGCAGAACAGCUGUGAAGAGUUCUGGUCAAGAAUUAGAAGAUUAACGUGGAAGAGAAUUUUAAUUCGUCACAGAGAAGAUGUUUCUUUGAAAGGUGGAACAUGUGAUGAGAUUCAGAAACUAAGAAGAUUCUCCACUUUGGAAGAAAAGUGUUUUGACGCUCAUGGUCCCAGAGGAAAUCAUAUGGAUUUGGGGCAGYUGUAUCAUUUUUUAGAAGAAAAAGGAUGUGCUGAUAUUUUUCAAAUGUACUUUGGAGUUGAAGGACAUUAGAUUGCUACAGGUGUAACUGCCUAUGUUUGUUAAUUAAUCUUUAAAAGAGAUUCCAUAGYUUUUCUGAAACAGUUGAUCAGCGAAGGGAUUGGGAGUUUUUUCUUUUUAAGAUGAAUCCAGUUUUCCGUGAAAACGAAUAUUCAGUGAAAUCUUGAAUAAUUAAAAUCACUAAAUAAAUGCUUUACUGUAGCUUUAGAUUUUAAAAUUAAGAGUAUGUACCUAAUUUCCAAGCUAGAAAAAAAGUGUUUAAUAAACUACUGGGCAGAAUUCCAGAUCAUGGAAUUAGAGCGAAUAAAAUAUCUGCCUGUGAAGAGAGAAAAAUGAUCGUAGGCAUCUCGGGAAAGGAAUACUGUUGUUUAUUURUUACUCUAUUUGCAUACACUACAUGAAGACUUUUAGUCAUUUUUUCUCUUUCUGUCUGAAAGUAUAUYCUGUCAUGAUCAGGUUUAUAAAAAAUGGAAAAGAGGAGGGCAGCUUCACUAAGGUCUUAGUCAUGUGUGUAGUUUCACUAGGAGCUAGGAUACCUAUUAACAGGAUCAAAGGUUUUUCAUAUAUGAAAAUGUGUACAGGUAAGAAAGAUACUGUGGUGCCUUCACUACAUUUGCAGCUGAGGAGUCCAGUGUGAUGUUUACUCAUGUUAUAGUAGAAGCUUAUCUAGGAUCAGGUUCCUUCACAGUACACUCCAAAACAGCAAAACCGUCCUUACCCUACUGCAUUUACAAAUAUGCAGUGUUUUAAAGUGUUAAUUUAAUGCUACACAUUUUUGAGUCUGAUUUCAACAAGUUCAUAUCCAAGAUAUGAAGGCUAUUUAUUUGUUUGUUUCUGUGCUUAUGGUUUCUGUAUCUAAAUCAUGUACAUAUUGUAAAAUGCAGACGCUGGUUAUUACUGAUGUUAAUAUUGCUGUGUAAACAGUAAACUUCUUACCUUUCAAAUUUCAGGUGUGSGCUGUGUGAGACACCCCUUGCAAUGUCAUUCUGCAGUGAUUCCAUUCACCAAGUGCAGUAUUGCUUUACCUGAAC
This is a messenger RNA of Nothoprocta perdicaria, 1898 nucleotides long. RefSeq names its product RWD domain containing 2B (gene RWDD2B). The transcript has 4 exons. The coding region runs from base 1 to 879 and encodes 292 amino acids. The record is from RefSeq and is a predicted model, not a curated record. Lineage: Eukaryota; Metazoa; Chordata; Aves; Tinamiformes; Tinamidae. Gene Ontology annotation, molecular function: protein binding.